AAGAAAUUUUGUAUACAAGAUAUACAAAUAAAAAUAAAAAAUAAACACCAUUGUAAAAACAAUAGCUUCCUCGCUCCACUCAGAAUCUAAAAUGAGAAUAUUUACACAAAACUAAUUACUGUUUUGAAGAUUUACAUAUCCGAUCCCCGACAGUACAAUUUAUUUUACUGAUAAUAAUAAUUAUACCCACAAAUAAUUUUACUCUAGGGGAGUUAAACCCCUAACCCCCCUAUGUAUAUGCCACUGCCUAUAUACAAGGGCUGGCGGUAUUUCAAAUUUUGUUACUGGUAUCCGAUAUUUGUUUAUUACCGGUUAUACGGUAUUUUCUGUAAUUAUCAAAUAUACUGUGCCUCGGUAAUUACCGAAAAUACCGUACCAUCAGUAAUUACCGAUUUACGGUAUACCGUUAUUUUAAAAUGCCAGAUAUCGGUGUUUUUUAAAUACUGGUAAUUACCAGUAUACCCAACAUAGCCCUACUAUAUACAUAAUGGAUUAUGUUUGGGGGUACAUAUAAUUAUUUAAACUGUAAUUUUAAGUUUGAAGUAUCAUACUUAAUUUUUAUGAUAAGUUAAACGUCAAAAUUUUCAUAUGGCCGAAAUAUAACCAUUAGUUUGACCUACUCAUGUUUUUCCAACAUGAUACUUAUCUGAAAUUUAAAUUAUCAGUAUUCAGUAGCUGGCUAAUGAUAAAUGCAAAAUGUUUGCCCUUCAAAAAUGAGUAUAUAGCUCAUACUACGCAACCGUAUAAAUAAUCAUAACAUAUUUAACUAAAUUAAAUUUUUUAUAAAAUUAUUGUUUUUAACAAUCUUAAAAUUUAAUCGUACAUUACAUAAAUAUCUUACUGAUAUUUAAGUAAAAAUUUCUUAACUGAACUCUUAACCAAAUUCCACAUCAAACACAAGCAAUGUCUCAAGUAAAAGAGUGUCUAGAGAGAUCAUAUGAAUGUUCAAAAGUACCAAAUGCCAUUCCUAAAGCUUGUUUGCAGAAUGUUGAAAAAAAAAAUUGUGAAUUUCAAAGGGCAAAGACUUGCCAGGCUCUAAAGAAUCGGUUCAAGUACGUGCAGCCUUGUCGACGGGAUUCGUGCAAACCAAUCUCGCAACCGACCGUGUGUAAAACACCAUUCACCGACGACACCAUAUAUACUCAUUCGUACUACGAACAUGACGUGUGUGAAAAUCGUCCGAAACCCUUCACGCACCCGGAUCACUUGGUCAUGGCUGGAAAAUUUCAAGACCAAACGUCUCAAAGGAUGAGUUAUCCGGUACAGUGCAUAUCGACAGUGAAGAAAAUCGUGCCCAAGGAUAGUUGUCUGGGGUUCGAUGGACCGAUGCGGUUGACCACCACCCAGAAACACGAUUAUUACGUGCCUUGCAGUAACGACGGCUACGGGCGUAGCAAGAAAUUCGUUCAGCCCGACAACCUGGUGGUCGAUUCUGACUGUCCGAUGUCGGGGCUCACCACGAGCUACUGUUCGUACCAGCCUGUUUGCGUGAAGCGAGAGAACAAUUUUAAACCGAACAAAUGUUAUACCGUACCCGUGGAUAAAAUGGACCUAAACACGACUCAUAGAUCCAGCUACAAGGUAAUAGAACAACAGGGAAAAAUCCAAACACCGUGGGCUGCAAAACUAGGCUAUUGCAAACCGAAAAAUUCUAUGGAAUACUGUACGAUGUAUAACUACAGUUACAAGGAACCGGGUGCUUACAUGUAUAAGGAUGAUGGUGGAGAUGCUGUUAAUAUCAUGGCGGACAGUGAUUUAGCCAAAAACUGUUGUCCGUUCACGUGUCUAGCUGACGGUGUAGAUAGUGAACUUAAAUCAACAUUUACGAAAGCACAUCAUUUUGGUGAUUAGACUCUGAAACCGUUACAGCCAUAGUUUACUAUACAGAAAUAAACACAAGAUUUUUAAACCGUUCUAAAUAUCAUCACGACUGGUGGUCCUGUGUGCCGGAGAUCGCUAAUAUUGACUUCAAUAACACUUAGAUGGAAAACGUUUAAAAAAAAAUACAGACAGCAAAUAUUACUUACUACUGUGAUGUUAAAAAUUUAAAUAAAUCAACAAUUUUUUUUUUACAAACAACA
Messenger RNA from Acyrthosiphon pisum (pea aphid), 2081 nucleotides. RefSeq lists its product as uncharacterized. Gene Ontology annotation, molecular function: microtubule binding. Bases 904 to 1851 code for a protein of 315 amino acids. Gene Ontology annotation, cellular component: axonemal microtubule; cytoskeleton; sperm flagellum. NCBI's taxonomy places the organism in Eukaryota, Metazoa, Arthropoda, Insecta, Hemiptera, Aphididae. The transcript has 8 exons. The record is from RefSeq and is a predicted model, not a curated record.